This is a messenger RNA of Lathyrus sativus (Indian pea), 762 nucleotides long. Lineage: Eukaryota; Viridiplantae; Streptophyta; Magnoliopsida; Fabales; Fabaceae. The record is from the annotation of a GenBank genome assembly.
AUGCUUACUCAUAGUAUGACUAUCUAUGCCUUGCCGUUAUCUCUUACUGGUGAUACUGAAAGGGCGGUGAGGAUAUUUAUUUGGAGUGGAGAAACCUCUAAAAAUAAGACGAUCAUUGUGGCGUGGAACAAUAUAUGCAAGUCUAUUAAUGAAGGUGGGCUUGGGAUGAGAUCUAUUUUCAAGCUUAACGAAGCUUCUAACUUGAAGCUAGCUUGGGAUACCCUUAAUUUUGAUGAAAACCGGGUUGUUGUCCUCCGGGAAAGAGUUACGCGUAACAAUAAAUUCAUCACUUAUUAUGUUUUCUCCUCCAUUUGGUCCAACGCUAAGUUAGAGUUGCACAAAGUUCUUAAUAACUCAUCGUGUUGUCUUAGGAAUGGUCAAUCAAUUAUUUUAUGGUACAAUAAUUGGCGUGGUUCUCCGUUAUUUCUUGAUGGUGAUGCCCUGACCUCCAUUGUUGAUCAUCUAAUCAACAUUAUUUUGGUGAAUGGUGUUUGGGAUUUUUCCAAGUCUUCCACCACCAUUCCCAUAUCUAUUCAAGUGUGUAUUAGAAAUCAUCAUAUCCCUUUUGAUAUCCGUCUGGAUAAGAGAUGUUGGAACCUUUGUUCUAAUGGUGACUUACCUUUUAAGUUUUCUUAUGAUUUUAAAUGCUAUAGAGGCAAUUUUAAGGAGAGUUGGAGGUGGAUUUGGAACAAGUCGAUUCCUCAAUCUAAGUCUUUCAUGGUGUGGAGGAUUCUUCAUAAUAAGUUGCCUAUUGAUAAAUAA